CGCGGACCGGAAGUCGCGUCGCUAUAGCAACGGGACGCCAUGGGGCUGGACUACUACGCCGUGCUGGAGCUGGAGCGCGGGGCCACGGCCGACGACAUCAAGAAGGCGUGAGGGACCCCGGGCAUCAGAGAGAGCCCCCGGGCCGGGAGGCAGCCGGGGGUGGCGGUGGGAGCGGGGCGGGCCCGGCCGGGGCCGUCCUUGGCCUUCCCCUGUCCUGCCCCGGGGAAAGGGUCUGGGGGCUGCGGGGGGCAGCCCGGGCUGGGUUGGGAAUGGGUCAGUGGGGGUGCUCACCUGGAGAGGAGAAGGCUCCAGGGAGAGCCCAGAGCCCUGGCAGGGCCUGAAGGGGCUCCAGGAGAGCUGGAGGGGGACUGGGGACAGGGGAUGGAGGGACAGGACACAGGGAAUGGCUCUCACUGGGAUACUGGGGGUGGUGAGGUGCUGGCACAGGGUGCCCAGAGCAGCUGUGGCUGUCCCUGGAUCCCUGGAAGCUGCUCCAAGCCCUGUCCAGCCUGGGGUGGUGGAAGGCGUCCCUGCCCAUGGAAUGAGAUGGGCUUCAAAGCUAACCUGAGCCAUCCUGUGAUCCUCAGCUAUCGGAAGUUGGCUCUGAAGUACCACCCCCUGAAAUGCAAGGAGCCCUGGGGCCCCAAGAGGUUCCAGCAGCUGGCGGAGGCCUACGAUGUGCUCAGCGACCCUAUGAAGAAAGGCAUCUACGACAAGUUUGGGGAAGAGGGGCUCAAAGGGGGCAUCCCCUUGGAGUACGCGGGCGACAACCCCUGGAGCGUGGGAUACGUGUUCCACAACAACCCUGAGAAAGUCUUCAGGGAGUUCUUUGGAGGGGACAACCCCUUUGCAGAGUUCUUUGCCGAGGAUGGCUCGGAGGUGCUGCUGCCCUUUGGGGGGCCCCGGGGCCGGGGGGCCCUGCGGCGGGACCCCCCCAUCGUGCGGGAUCUCUUCGUGUCCCUCGAGGACCUGUUCCACGGCUGCACCAAGAAGAUCAAGAUCUCCCGCAGGGUGAUGAACGAGGACGGGCAGACGAGCACCAUCAGGGACAAGAUCCUGACCAUUGACGUGCAGCCAGGGUGGCAGCGUGGCACCAGGGUCACCUUUGAGAAGGAGGGAGACCAGGGCCCAAACAUCAUUCCAGCUGACAUCACCUUUGUUGUCCAAGAGAAGCUCCACCCAAGGUUCAGACGGCUGGAGAACAACCUCCUUUAUGUUGCCAGCAUCUCCCUGGCAAAGGCACUGACUGGAUGCACCGUGGAUGUGUGGACGCUGGAUGGGAGGCUGCUGAACAUCCCCAUCAACGACAUUGUGCACCCCAAGUACUUCAAAAUGGUGCCAGGGGAGGGAAUGCCGCUGGCCCAGGACCCGCAGCGCAGGGGCGACCUCUUCAUCUACUUCGACAUCCUCUUCCCCAGGAGGCUCAGCCCUCAGGUGAAAACACUCCUGAGGAGCAUCCUCCAGCCCUAGGGACAGUGACCUUCCCCCUCUCCUCCUUCUCCCCCAUCUCCUCCCUC
This is a messenger RNA of Passer montanus (Eurasian tree sparrow), 1517 nucleotides long. It is a transcript of the gene DNAJB13, whose product is annotated as DnaJ heat shock protein family (Hsp40) member B13. The record is from RefSeq and is a predicted model, not a curated record. The transcript has 7 exons. NCBI's taxonomy places the organism in Eukaryota, Metazoa, Chordata, Aves, Passeriformes, Passeridae. Gene Ontology annotation, molecular function: protein-folding chaperone binding. Gene Ontology annotation, cellular component: cytosol. The coding region runs from base 382 to 1470 and encodes 362 amino acids.